UUUAUAUUUGGUUUUCUCAGAAUAUAAAGACAGAUGACCAAAUUUUAUAGUUAAAGAACCAAACCAAUUCGAUUGGGUUGGUUUGGUUUUCGAUCUCGGUUUUUUCCUAGCAAAAACUACAAAAACCCUUCCCUCGUCCUUGUUUCAUCCGUCUUCUCCUAUGGCGACUCAGCUCUUCGUCUCUCGCUCUCUCCCUUCUAAAGCCCUAAUUUUGUCUUCUAUGUUUACUCGUUCGUUUCUCGCUACAGGCGGAGCCACCAUCUCCGCCUCUUCUCACUCCUCUUUCUCCCUUCUCCGCCGCUUCCGUCCCCUUGUUGCUAUACCCGCCGCUGAUUUCCGCCGUCUCUCUCCGGCCCUGACCGUGAGGGAUUUUGCUACUCGUGUCGCUUCUUCGUCUCUCAAUGAUCCCAAUCCCAAUUGGUCUAAUCGCCCACCUAAGGAGACCAUAUUACUUGAUGGGUGUGAUUUUGAACACUGGCUCAUUGUCAUGGAGAAACCAGAUGAACAACUCACGAGGGAUGAGAUUAUCGACAGCUAUAUCAAAACGCUUGCCAUGGUUGUUGGAAGUGAGGAAGAAGCUAGGAUGAAGAUAUACUCUGUUUCGACAAGAUGCUACUUUGCAUUUGGGUGCCUUGUUUCUGAAGAACUUUCUUACAAAAUCAAAGAACUGCCUAAGGUUCGUUGGGUUCUUCCUGAUUCAUACUUGGAUGUUAAGAAUAAAAGUUAUGGAGGGGAGCCUUUUAUACACGGACAAGCUGUUCCUUAUGAUCCCAUGUACCAUGAAGAAUGGAUUAGAAACAAUGCUAAAGCUGGCGAGAGGAAUAAGCGCAUUGUUAGACCUCGCAAUUUUGAUAGGUCAAGAAACUUUGAGAGGAGGGAAAACAUUCAAAAUAGAGAAUUCCCAAAUGCUUCUCCCAAUCAGCCGCCGCCGUACAACUUUAACAGACCACCUCCACCACCACCAAACAACUAUAACAGUCCACCACCUCCACCGAACAACUUUAACAGACCACCACCACCGCCACCGAACAACUUUAAAGGACCGCCACCACCACACAACUAUGGAGGGUCACAGCCAAAUAACUACUGGGGAGCACCACAGGCAAACAACUAUGGUGGACCUUCAAACUCGGGUAGGAUGCCGGCACAGAACGAUUAUGGAGGGCCACAGCCAAAUAACAACUGGGGAGCACCAUAGGCAAACAACUAGGGUGGACCUUCGAACUCGGGCAGGAUGCAGCCUUAUGCUGGUGGAUUGUCUAACAAUGUGCAUAACAAUUAACAAGAAUUGUCCUCAACUGGUCAGGGCAGUCUCAGACUUGCAUUAUUCAUUAGUUCUUUUGAGUUACUUGCUGUUUGGUUCAAACCACAAAUCCUAAUGGUAAUUGAGUAUUAGCUUAUAGAGUUUAGUUUAGCUUCCUGGUGGGCAUAUGCUUAAAACCUGUUAGGUGUUCCAGAUGCAAUUACAAUUUAAAAUAAACAUCCGUGAGAUGACGUAAUAUUCAUAAUGUUGUGUUAUCUUUGUUAUGAAGUGCGCAAUGAUAUUGUCUCUUUUGGCCUA
Molecule: messenger RNA, 1561 nt
Organism: Cucumis sativus (cucumber)
Lineage: Eukaryota; Viridiplantae; Streptophyta; Magnoliopsida; Cucurbitales; Cucurbitaceae
Product: multiple organellar RNA editing factor 8, chloroplastic/mitochondrial
Exons: 1
Coding region: 161-1198 (345 amino acids)
Biological process (GO): cytidine to uridine editing; mitochondrial mRNA modification
Cellular component (GO): mitochondrion
Source: RefSeq, a predicted model, not a curated record